This is a messenger RNA of Triplophysa dalaica, 5708 nucleotides long. RefSeq names its product synaptotagmin-2 (gene syt2b). Gene Ontology annotation, biological process: synaptic vesicle endocytosis; regulation of calcium ion-dependent exocytosis; regulation of dopamine secretion. Bases 755 to 2065 code for a protein of 436 amino acids. The record is from RefSeq and is a predicted model, not a curated record. Gene Ontology annotation, molecular function: syntaxin binding; calcium-dependent phospholipid binding; clathrin binding. Gene Ontology annotation, cellular component: axon; synaptic vesicle membrane; dense core granule. The transcript is spliced from 9 exons. NCBI's taxonomy places the organism in Eukaryota, Metazoa, Chordata, Actinopteri, Cypriniformes, Nemacheilidae.
AUUGAGCUGAACGCGCGCGCCUAAUUGUUUUUAACUUGACGCAUUGCGCGCAGUACACGCCAGAGACGCCAAUCCGACGCAUAUUCGCACAGACCAACAGUCAAACAAAAAUAGCGCAAACGCAAAGGGUUUCAAUCUUCAGCGUUGUUCGCGCUUCUCGCGUUUAGUAGUGACCCCGCCCUCUCGCGUCCUCAUCGCGUCGACCCAUUUCACUCCAUUCUGCCCGGUUUUCAAAGCUCAGCAUUCUCACUACAGCAGUGUUGGGUUUGUUUAAACAGGAGGGGCGGGAGGGCUGUUCAGAGUGUGUCGUGAAAACAAUCUCACCCUCGUCCAAUUAAAAACGAGAGGCGUUUUAUUGAGCCCCGAUUGAGCCAAUGGCGUCUCAGUGCCGGGAAAUACAGCAGUGAAACACCAAGUGAUGCUGAGAGACGAUUGCAGGGUGUGAUGCUGGAAUAUGUGUGUGCGCGCAUGAGAGCAUCUCCACCGCAUCCGUCCCGAUCCGAGCUAUCGUGUGUGCGCGAGCGCGGGAUGCCCAGAUCCGACAUUCCCAACAAAUCCAGAAGAGGACAAACCAAAGUCCUGAUUGCUGUCACUUUUCUUUUUUCUUCUCAAGCUGUCCAAGUGCCUCCCUGCGAAGUUUGAUUCUCCUGCACCCAUCCCUCCACCCCCCCAGCAGUACCCUCCUCUUGGUGCAGUACAUCUCCAGUGAGGAUACGCACCGUGCUGAGGGUUCGUGACGGUCGAUCCAGAGAACAUGAAGUGGAAUCUCUUCAAAAAGAAAGCAGAGCCCAUGGUGGGUCCAGAGCCCACGGGACCGGACGGCACCCACCCGUCUCACACCAUGACCAUGACGCCCGCUCUGGUCAUCUCCACGCUGGCGGACAACUCCACCGAGUCUGAGGGACCCAGCAAGAACGACAUGUUUGAGGAAAUCAAGAGCAAGUUCCUCAACGAGAUCGAUAAAAUCCCACUGCCUCCCUGGGCGCUCAUCGCCAUUGCUGUGGUGGCCGCCCUCCUCGUCCUCACCUGCUGUUUCUGCAUCAUUAAGAAAUGUUGCUGUAAGAAGAAGAAGAACAAGAAGGGCAAGAAGGGCAAAGACGGAUUCAACAUGAAGAACAUGCAGGGUGAUACACAUCAGGAUGAUGAUGAUGAAGAAGAAGGAGAAACCGGUUUGACCGAGGAGGAGAAGGAAGAAGAAAAAGAGGAGGAGAAACUGGGGAAACUGCAGUACUCUUUAGAUUAUGACUUCCAGGACAAUAAGCUGACGGUGGGAAUCCUGCAGUGUGCUGAUCUGAUCUCUAUGGACUCUGGCGGAACCUCUGACCCGUACGUUAAAGUCUUUCUGCUUCCAGAUAAGAAGAAGAAGUUUGACACUAAAGUGCACAAAAAGACCCUCAAUCCAGUGUUCAACGAAAGCUUCGUCUUCAAGGUGCCGUACCAGGACCUGGGCGGGAAAACUCUGGUCAUGUCGGUGUACGACUACGAUCGCUUCUCAAAGCAUGACAUCAUCGGUGAGGUAAAAUUACCCAUGAACACCAUUGAUUUGGGUCAACCAAUCGAAGAGUGGAGAGACCUGGACAGUGUUGAGAAAGAGGAGCCUGAGAAACUGGGCGACAUCUGUAUCUCGCUGCGUUACGUUCCCACAGCGGGCAAACUCACCGUCUGCAUCCUGGAGGCCAAGAACCUGAAGAAGAUGGAUGUUGGUGGUCUGUCUGAUCCGUACGUCAAGAUUCAGCUGUUGCAGAACGGAAAGCGUCUGAAGAAGAAGAAGACCACGGUGAAAAAGAACACUCUCAACCCGUAUUACAACGAAUCCUUCAGCUUUGAGAUUCCAUUGGAGCAGAUGCAGAAAAUCAUCGUGGCGGUGACCGUCUUUGACUACGACAAGAUCGGCAAGAAUGACGCCAUCGGGAAGAUCUUCAUUGGAAGCAAAGCUGCAGCCACGUCGUCGAAGCACUGGUCUGACAUGCUGACGAACCCGCGUCGACCCAUCGCUCAGUGGCAUCCCCUCCAACCCGAGGAAGAUAUCGACGGCGCUCUCGCCGCUCUGUGGGCCAAGAAGUAACUUAUUAAAUCCCAGCCCGACUAACACACUAACGAACCGACCCACCCACAGCUGCAUGACACCCCACAGCCCCCUCACAUCACCACAUAUUCUGAUGAAUAUACUUGAAAAAAUGAAGAUAUGACUCAUCGUGCAUCAUAGAAGAGUUUUUAAGGUAUUUUUUGGUUUGUUUUUAUCUCGCGACCUAAAUUUCCCCAGCUGUCUUGACUGAGCGCGAAAAACCAUCCGAAUUCAAAAGUGAAGAAAAAGACAGAAGUGUGAGAUUCCCCCACUUUCAUGUACAUUCAUGUCCUUUAGUUUAGAGUUUGCAGGAGGCUCAUGAACGGCAAUAAACAGAGUUAUUUCUGCUGAUUGAAAAUGAAAAUAACAGCCAGCUUGUUUCGUAUACAUCAAAGAUGAUUUACUCAGUGAUGUAAAGUCAUAAACUCAUGUAGAACAGAUUUGUUUUCAUUGUCAACGGGAAUGUUAGACUGUUGGGUUUCUCUUGAAUUAAUAGACGUCAUUGUGAUUUUGCUCAAACAGGAAGAAAAGAAACAAAGCUGAGGACUGUGACGCUAAAUGGGAAUUUAUGGGCUAAUAUAUUUUAUAAGCGGUAAUAAUGGCAAUAUAAAUGAAUGUUCAAUUCAAGGUCAUAGUUCAGCAUGGUUUACAUAUAAUCUGUGUAAAGACACAUCCUAUUUACUGUACUGCUGCAGUUACUGUGCCAAAAACAGACGUCUAUCAUAUCUGUAGUGUUUAGAAGUGAGCAUGAUCCCAUCACAUCAAUCCUGACACACGCACACACACACACACACACACACGCACACACGCACAUGCACACGCACGCACACGCACGCAUACACACACGCACACGCACGCACACACACAAACACACACGCACGCACACACACACACACACGCACAUGCACACGCACGCACACGCACGCAUACACACACACACACGCACGCACACACACACACACACGCACACACACAUGCACACACACGCGCACACACACACACAUGGCACACAUGAAGCUGCUGUGAAUGUACUGCGGGAUUUUCAUCACACGAUUGAGCUUCUGCUUUACGUCAAUGCCUGGUUUGUUUGUUUGUUUGUUUGUAUGUUUGUUUGUUUGGAGCGAAACUCUCCGAGAUGCCAAAGGAUGAACUCAAAUGAGACGGUCAGAGGCAGUUCACCGGGGUCACCCGUGCUCCAUCAGGUCACGCUUAGAAAGUCAAGAAAUGGGAAGAAAGAGCUCACCUUACGCUCAGCUUGCGUGUGUAAAGUUGUUUCUACAGCAUGUGUCUAUAAAUCAAUGUACAUAGAAGCAUGUUUUCAAGAUUAGAGCAUUAUUACUGUAUAUCGUGUGUGACUUUUCUCGUUUUGAUAAUUAAGUGUAGAGGAAUAAAUGCACUGAAUGCACAUUUGAUGACAUUUCCCUGAAAAGGGUGUUAAGAAUAUGUCAAGAAGAGUUUUUCAAAAGUCUUUUACAUUUGCAACAGAGAGUUCAGCUGCUGUGUGUUAGAUCCACUCGUGCUUGUGCUGGCGUUUUUAUUCCAUCCGUCCACAUGCUUGUGUCAUUUGUCUUAUCUGUGUUCUGAACAUUGAAAAAUUGUAAGAAUGAAAUAUGUUCAGGUUGUGACUUUUCAGGAAGGCGUGUUUUAAAAUGAAUCUCAUGCCGACGACACGUCUAGAAAUGAAAAGAGAAACAAAGAGAUUUUGAAUAAAGUAAAUGAUGUCUAUUAUAAGAUCACCGGAUCUCUGUAAAUUCUCAAAUGUGUCACUUUGUCAUCAUAUUUCCUUUCUUUAAUAGAAUUUGAAAUCAUCUAUAAGUUGUUCAAAUACAAUAUGUUUUUCAAUAACAACAAUUCAUUUUUGUAUUAUUUUUUUAACGUUAAUUGUGUCUUGAAUGAGAAUUUGGGGGAACAUUUGCUUAAUUGUUGUGGUCUUUUUUCUCUCUUUUGAUUUGGAGAUGAAUUAUGGGCCGGACGGGUUUUGUGAUUCACCUGUCAAUGUGUUCACACCACAUGCAGAAACUCAAAGCCAUAAUCAUUGAGUGUAAUAACGUACAAGCGUUGUGAGAGAGUCAUUGCCGUGUACAGUAACUGUCUGUUCAAAGACAGUCUUGUGUUGAAAUAAAUCACAAGAAUUGAAAGCAAAUGAUAUAAUCUCAGAUGAAAGUGAUGCUCUGCUGAAUAAACAAUGCAAUGAUCAUAUUGACAUAAACACUUACAGUAAUAAGAAACACACGGUCAUUAUUAUGUACAGCAUGACUUUAUUAUGCAAUGUGUGUGUAACGAUACUCUACACAAACAUGUGGUGUUUCAAGUUGUUUGUUCACAGUUUAAUUGUUUUCUUUUAAAAAAGGAUGAGUGAAUACUUCACACCACAUGACAGAAGUAUAUAGAAUGCAAGAUGGAGAUUUUAAUAAUGAAUAAAUCAAGAGAGUCUUAUGGCCAUUUCGUGUAAAUGUGAUUCAACACAUAUGAAUAAAUACUAUAGUAUACCAUAAUAUUUACUGUAGUAACCUGAAGCAGAGUUAUUGUUAUAGUUUGGUUUUUAGUUUGAUGCAUAUUUUCAAUUACCUUUAAUAUUUAGUUAAUUUCAAGCCAUUUUGUUAUAUGCUUUUGUCAUUUUAUUUUUCACGUGUUUAUUUCAAAUUCAUUUAUUUUUAUCAUUAUAAUUUAGUGCCUUAAACUUAUUUCAGUUCAUUUCUGAGGCAACAAUUAAAUGUUUCGUUCAUUUUAAGUUUUCCAAUCAUUUGAAUGACAAUAUUUCAUUUGAUUUCAGUAAAUGAAGAGUUUUCAUUUGAGAUAACUAAAAUACCCUUGACCUUAAGUAUACAGUAUAUUACAGUAGAGCUACAGUAUAGUACUGUUAUUUUAGGUUACACUGUAUAGGUUGAAAAAGUGUGCAGACUGUAGUACAUGCUAUAGUAUUUGUUCAUGUGGGGAUUCUGUUUUGCAUCCAAGUCCAUUAUUUUUCAUUCUUGAAUGUCAUGUAUGUUGUAUUCCGUCUGCAUUUCUGUGUUUUGUGGAACAGCCUUGGACUGUGUACAGCUGCCUAUAGGAAUAUUCUCGUGCGCUUCUGUGUGUUGUCGUUUGCAAUAGGACCAAUGUAGAAUAACGUCUAAAUGUGUCGUGUGAACGUGAAUUUAAACUGCAGGGUUCUGGUGUUUUUUCUCUGCGGAGCAAGCAACAAAAUCCCAGUCUUCCCUGGGACACUGUGGACGUGGGUCUUCUGGCCUGCCCUCCCCGGACACACUUCUCUGUGUGUUGUCUUCUAAUAAUGGAACUUACUGUAUAAUCACCACCUUUCCAAUGCAAUACUGCCAACAUGUCUGCUUACUAACAUCCUCUAACCUGUCCGCCGCGUGUCAAGACUGAGAACCGAUGCCUUUCUGUUCCGUUUGUCCUGCGUGGAGGUUCAUGUGUCGUUCGAUCCUUUCGUGGAUGCUUUGGCAUGCUUUCCAUUCCCCGUACAAAUGAACACGACGGCCAGCGGAGAAAAAAAAGAAUGCCUUCCUGUGGCCACUCUUAGCUUCUUGUCAUCCUGUACCAAUAACAAUGUGAAACCUCAACCAAACCAAACCAACCGCUAGAAGGUCAACAGUGAGUUAUCCAUUAGUUCAUCAUAGGAAAUAAAGAUCUUUUAAAUAGA